UCCGUUGUAUACAUAUAAAUUUAAAUCUACGAUUUAACACGUGUUGUCCUUUUAAAACUUAAAAUUUCCAUAUUUAUUCGCAAUGGAGGAAAUGAAAUUAUAUUUAAAAAGCAUCGUUUGUGUAACUUGCCUAAGUAGUGACCGCAAUGUUUUUUAUCUUGAUUCAGAUUUAGAAGCAGCGCUGCUUCCAGAAUUUCAGUUUGAUCUGGCAGAGGACAAAGUAUGCUGGGAAUGCAAAGCUAUAAUUGUCAAAUUUGUGAACUUCCAGCAGAGAGCUUUGCAGGCGCAGACAAUAAUGCAAAAUGUAUUGAGUGGAAAAGUGAAUGUAAUCGAAGGAUUAUCAACUUUGAAAUGGGAAGUUAAGGUAGAUAAUAAAAAAAAGGAUUACAUAGAAGAUGAAUCCAGUAAGAUCGUGAUAAAGGAUGUAAAUAAUACAGAUUCUAAAUCAAAUGUGAAAUCAGAAACUAAGACUGAAUUUAGUGAUUUUGAAGAUGAAGACAAUGAAGAUCUUGCAAAAGUUAUGGUUAAAUUAGAGAAGGAUAAUAAUAACGUGGACACAUAUGAUUUUUAUGAAUAUGCUGAAGAUUCUGAAGGCAAACCUGAAGCACAGAAUACCUCGAUACACAAAGAGAAAUCUGAUAAUAUUCACAAAGCUAAGAAUCAACUAAGAGAUAAUGAUGAAUAUACAAAUGCAGAAUUAAUGCAUGAUUUUCCUGACAAUUUCGAUAUUGACGAUGAAACAACACACAAAUUAAUAGAUACGAUGCUGGAAACAUUUCUAGAAAGUACUACUCGGAAGAAAAACAAGAAUCAAGUUAGUAGGUAUGCCUGCAACAAGUGCGACAAAAAAUUUACGAGUGAAAACCAACUGGCCCAUCAUAAAAAGAUGUCCCACAAAGUAUCCUUUGCAUGCAAAGUUUGUGGAAAAGUGUUCAACAAGAUAAAUACAUUAAAAAUACAUGAACAGGUCCAUACAAAGUCCUCGCAGACGACUUUCAGUUGUAACAUAUGCGGCGAUACGUACUACGACAGCAAGAGCGUACAUUUACAUCUCAGGGAUGCACACGGUUACAAGCCUGAAGACUCUUUGGUUUUUAAAAAGUGCAAUGUAUGCGGGAAAUGCUUCAAAUCAAAGGCGUCCUACCAUGCCCACCAAAAAGAGCAUGCUAGCGGAUAUUCAUAAAUAUCUUUAAAUUUAUGUACAUAGUGCAAAGUAAUCGAUUUUUUUUGUAAAAUUGGAAUGGCAAAAGACGGCCCGCCUGAUGG
This is a messenger RNA of Achroia grisella, 1266 nucleotides long. RefSeq names its product zinc finger protein 615-like. The transcript has 6 exons. Gene Ontology annotation, cellular component: nucleus. NCBI's taxonomy places the organism in Eukaryota, Metazoa, Arthropoda, Insecta, Lepidoptera, Pyralidae. The record is from RefSeq and is a predicted model, not a curated record. Bases 83 to 1183 code for a protein of 366 amino acids. Gene Ontology annotation, molecular function: zinc ion binding.